AUGGGAGGGACAAUAUUGACUUUUUUCAACCAAAGAUGAAUUAUCCCAAGCCAAAAGAACAAUACGCGGCCAUUUUCGCUCCUUUCAAUUGCUGCUGUAUGACAAUUGGGUUUAUCCAGCGCGCUGGGGUUUUUGCUGCUUUAGCCAGAAACAUGGCUCCGAAGAAUAAUUCAUUCCAGAUAAUCUUGGGUUCAUCUUCGAUGGCUCGUCGUCAAAUUCUUUCCGAAAUGGGCUAUGAAUUCACAGUCAUGACAGCAGAUAUAGAUGAGAAAGCCAUAAGGAGAGAAAAGCCUGAGGAGCUUGUCAUGGCUUUAGCUGAAGCCAAGGCGGAGGCUAUCAUCUCAAGGAUAAUGAACACUAGACAUCUGGAGGGAAAUGAAGAAACCAUACUUCUAAUUACGGCAGACACAGUAGUGGUGUUUGAAGGGACCAUCAGAGAAAAGCCCUCAAGCAAGGAAGAGGCACGUAAAUAUAUUCAAGGCUAUUCAGGUGGUCAUACUUCAGUUGUGGGAUCUAUAGUUGUUACAAAUCUGACAACAGGAAACAGAAAAGGAGGAUGCGAUAGAGCAGAGGUUUAUUUCCAUGAGAUUCCAGAAGAAGUGAUUGACAGCCUUGUAAGUUAGCCAAAAACCUACCUGAGUGCUGAUACCCAUAUUAAGUACCCUUAGACUUAACUACAAGUUUUGCUCAGAUCGAGGAGGGAAUAAUCCUCAACGUAGCUGGAGGUUUGAUGCUUGAACAUCCACUGACGCUGCCGUUUGUUGACACAGUGGUGGGCACUGCUGACAGUGUUAUGGGGCUUUCCAAAAGUCUGACUGAGAAGCUAAUCCAAGACGUCUUGUAGUCAUUGCAGAUGCUUCAGUUUGCUGAUGUAAAUCACCAAUUCCUUCUGAAGCUUACGUGCAAGCUCUUGUAGUACUCUACCAAUGUGAAGAUCGAAUGUUCUUUAAUUGGCUAUGUCCUCAACUACUGUAUUAUUAUCAUUAUUAUUAUUAUUUUUUAAUUACCCUACAUCACUUCCCAAGAGAUUGAACCCUUAACGCCGUAGUUACACAAUUCACCACCCUUACAUUUGGUCUUUGUUCCUUGUUAUAUGGAGUCUAGGAAGAUCUGUGGAGUGCUGAUGUAGUGAUGUGGACGGGGAAGUAAACUCUAAGUCAGAAUUACACUUGUUAGAAAGACACUGUUGUCAUAACAGGUUAAAAGCAUUAAGGGCCUGGCUUUGUUUUCCGUGUCUUUUUAUAUUGUAAAACUAAUUUUUCUCAGAGAAAUGGUGUAUUUUAUUUCUCUUAGUUAAUUGC
Messenger RNA from Oldenlandia corymbosa var. corymbosa, 1301 nucleotides. The record is from the annotation of a GenBank genome assembly. Lineage: Eukaryota; Viridiplantae; Streptophyta; Magnoliopsida; Gentianales; Rubiaceae.